Molecule: messenger RNA, 3735 nt
Organism: Amoebophrya sp. A120
Lineage: Eukaryota; Dinophyceae; Syndiniales; Amoebophryaceae
Source: the annotation of a GenBank genome assembly
UUCUCGUCUACCUGAAGUGCAGAUGGAAACCCAAAUCACUCAUGUGGCACAAUAAGUACACCCAUGUGGCACAAAACCUGUGGCAUAACAGUUAGUCUGGACAGCCCGUAAUUACACUCCCUGUGAAUCAAAGCUGCGAAGCGACAUGCUGUGUAUAUUUGAAAAAGCGAGGACAAAUAAAAGUAAAACCUACCUAUCACCUUGGAGGGCGAGAGAAUGACAAGAAGACGAGGCGGAUAUUAUUACAACUUAAUGAGGAGCAACAAGAAGAAGUUGGAAGAACACUAAAGAAUACUAGAAGGCUUAGGGUGAAAACUUGUCUCUCUACAUUUUCUUCAAGCUGGAGAAUUAUAGCAGUGCGCCAAGAUUUUUCUUGAUAAAAUCCUGUCAUCUUCGAAUCUCUUAUCUUCAUUCAAAAGUACUCUUCUACAACCAUCAUGGGCGGGUGCACGGGAUCCAAGAUGGCCAACCAGGUUGGCGACACGGAUCAGAAGGGUAUGGUGUGGGGAAAACAGCAUGACUCUACUAGAAAGAAAGGAUGUGAUGAUCGUGCUUGAUGCACUAACGCAUGACAAUUUUGAAUUUCGGAUCAGAGUGAGCCAAGGAAGUGUAGCGGUAAUUAUACCAAUCUGCUGCAGCAGCCGUUGUUGCCUGUGGAAGCAUCGAGUCAGGAAUUCCUUUGUCUGUGGAACUCAAGUAGUUGUGUUUUCCCCUGCCAUACCCUCCGCCAGCAAACAGGAGUUUGAGAAGGUUGUGGAUCCAGAUCUCGAAGAAGAAGAGGAGGAUAACGAUAUCCUGUGCAAAAACGUCCCCAUCCCAUAGUCAAAAUGGGGAAUCUGCUAGACAAAUGCACAAGUUUUGGCUGUUUUGCAUGACAAAUUUGGACUCGUGCCUACUGUAGUGCUGCUUGAGCUAGCUCAGCAGCAUCACAGACCUCGUAUAUCAUGCUGAUCGGAGCAUGACAAAGUCCACAACACAGCUAGAAAAUGCUUCUCGUCGUGGGGCUCCGCGAGCAUGAGAAACCUUUUAAGCAUGCAGAUUCGCAUUACAUACAACUCCGGGCUGGGGACGUUUUUACACAGGAUAAACGACGAUGACGUCAUGUCCGAUUCCGCCUUCAACCACAAAGCCAGCACAAAGAUGCGUAUAGAAGUGCUUUGCUUUUUGAUGUAGCUAGUUUCUGCAUCACAAAUUGAUAUGCGCAGGAGCACAUGACGUUGUGAUGCAGGAACCACCAUGAAUGCUGUAAUUUGUCAUGUGCAAACCACUGCAAGAACAACACUUUCGAAAAAUUUGAUCUAUCAGGUGGUUCCGUGUCGGCGGAGGCCUACGGUGAGUGGAACAAGAAAGAAGCGUUUGAAGUACCAGUCUAUCCCAAAUCGGAGGACCAGGAGAGCCGACUAAAGGAGACCUUGUCAAAAUCCUUUAUGUUCCGAGCACUGGACGCCAAAGAGAUGAAGCAGGUAUUGCUAUAACUCGUUUUUUGUGAUGCAAAGCAGCAAUACAGAUCCCACUUCAGCUGCAUGAUCCGCAUUACAAGUCGAUGUAUAGAUAUAAAUCGUUUUUCCCUCAUCCUUUCUGGCAUGACACAGCAAAUUUGUCAUGCGAAAAACAGUAAAAACCUAUAAUUAGGUUAUUGGCGCUAUGGAGGAGGUGCACGCAAAGGAGGGCGAGCGCAUGAUAUGAAAUGCAAAAGUAUCGUAUCGUACUAAGUAAUCAUGCAUUACAAAUCUUGUCCUUAAGGCAGUUCUGCAUUACAAAUUCUAUUUCUCAUGCUUAGGAAAUUUGUCAUGCAUUUAUACGACUACGAUACUUUUGCAGUUCAUACAUGAUCAACAUAGGCGAUAUCGGCGAGUUUCUGUUCGUUAUGUUUCCGGCACAUCAUAUGGAAGUGUCAGAAUCGAAAUUGUCAAAAUCGCAAAACUUGUGAUGCACAAAAUCGAUGCCAGUUAGACCCACAGUUUGUAGUCGGCGCAUGACAAAUUCUCCUCGUCCUGGAAGCGAAUCUGUCAUGCGGUUUAGGGCAAAAGAGCUGCCUUCUGUCAUGCUAGUCAGCAGCCCAAUACUUAACCCUUACCAGGACUACAAUCCGCCUUCCUUGCAUCCUCUGCAAUAGAGUCGCUCUCUGCGUAGCAUUUUAUGCAUUACAGAUUAUUUCGAUUUUGUCGAUUUCGAUCCUGACACUCCCAUACAUCAAGGGACAUGCUGGUUUUCUCAUGCGUUAUUUUCUGCAUAGCACAUGAAAUUUAAAUUUCAAAAGUCAAAAUUUGUCACGCCGAAGGAAAGUUUGUGAUGCAGAAAAAGCAAAAAUCGCAUGAAGCACAGCAAGAACCGUUCCCACAUCCAUACUUGUGAUCGAAUCUGGGGCACUGGAGUGCCGAAAGGAAAUCAACGGAAAGGACACUUUGCUGAAAACGGUGGAGGAAGGUACAAAACUUCAUGUGAUCAAGAAGAUCUAUCAUGCUGUUCUUGCACGACAAAUUCUGAUGGAAUUACCGCAAUAGAGAUUAAGAUUUUGAAUUUUUUGUCCAACGCGGCUUCCUCAUCUAUCACCUCUCAGGCGACGUUUUCGGUGAGUUGGCGGUUUUGUAUAACACCGUCCGGGCUGCAAACGUGGACGCCAAGACCGACUGCGUGCUCUGGAAGCUGGACCGAAAAUCGUUCAACGCCAUCGUGAAGGAGUCCGCACAGAAAAAGCGGGAGCGCUACGAUAUGACAGUGCACAACUUCCCCUCCUCCUCAUUUGUGUAGCAUGAUGAACGGCAAUACAAGCGCCAGCGAGAAUGCAGGUUUUGCAUGACAGAUUUGCAGAGGAGGUUUGCAGUGCUAUUAACUUGGGCUGCCAGAACUUGUCAUGCAAACAGUGCCAAGAGGCACACCACAGCCUGGAUUUUUGGGCAUCUUGCAUGACAAACGAGAGGGAGGGGGAUUGGUGCACAUUCAUAUACGAGGGGUUCCUCGCCAAAGUGCCGCUGUUGAAGACCGUCGACUCCUACGAGCGAUCGCACAUCUGCGAGGGUUAUCAAAUGCAAAAGUGUCUGGCUCUGGAAGAAUGCACGUUUGUCAUGCUUGUCUGGCAUGACUCUUGAAUCUGUCGUGCACGUUACCCAAGUAGAGCCUCGCUUUUCUGUCAUGCAGAAACGCAGUUUGUCUUUGUCAUGCAGAAUAGGCAACGCGACCUAGCAGCUCAGAAACUUGGCAUGUUGAGCCAGCACUUGUGGUCUCCUCAUGAUAUUACGCCACCCAGCAUGACAAGUUUCCAGACUCAGACAUGUUUGCAAUGCAUAAGGGUCUGGUGGCCGAGGCGUUUAAGGAGGGGGAAGUUAUCAUCCAGGAGGGGGACACCGGGGACAAGUUUUACAUCGUGGAAGACGGGCAGUGCAAAGCCGUGAAGGAGGGGAUGGAAGGUAUAAGUUUUAUUAUUUGCGCGAUAUGCAUGACAAGGAUCAGGAUGUUGGUUGUUCCUCAUGCAGAAUCGCUCGCAUGAGAAAUAAAAUGAACACCCGAUAUAAAAUAAAAUCAGACAAAGCGCUGGACUACCAUGCGGGGGAUUUCUUUGGCGAGCUGACGCUGCUUAAGGACCAGGUGCGGGCUGCAACGGUGACCGCGGUCAAGGACUCCACACUGCUCAUGCUGGAUCGCCGAGCCUUCAAGCGGUUGUUCGGGGGGAGUCAGCAGCUCAGCGAAGCUUUUGCCGAACAGGAGAACAAGUACCUGCAGGCGUCGAGUGCGUAA